AAUAGAAGGCGCGAGAGUAUUUAUAAAAAUAAAACUGAUUGACUAUAGUACGAGUGAUUCAAUUGACGAGAAGUAAAAAGGGAAACUAUUUAACAAAGGUCGUGACUUGUUCAAAGAAAGAAAAUAUAUGCUCGUGCGAUUUUGAGCGGCGUCGUGUUCUGACUUGUUCGAGCGACGUCGUAUCUGUUGCUUGCUGGUCGUGGUUUACUCUUGGCGCAUCAGUGGUGCACUUCUUGUGGACGCGAAUCACCUCCGGCGUCUCCUUUAACUUUUUGGUGACAGCGUACGCGGCAGAACUUAUGAAAGGAUGGGAGUCAUUUGAUGCCCUACAAGUACAGGCGAAUUCGUGAAUCUAUUGCACGUGGGUUGCUCAUCUCCUCUCUUUCCUGUGUUACCUUUUUAAGUCGCGUGUAUUUUCAUCUUCGUUCUAUUCAAGUCGCCUCCUGUACAGUACAAAUAGCGCGUUGAUUUCACGUGGUUUAGCACAGUUGGCGUAGUGUUUAUAUUUUUCUCAAGGGUUGGCCAGUGU
Molecule: messenger RNA, 529 nt
Organism: Amoebophrya sp. A25
Lineage: Eukaryota; Dinophyceae; Syndiniales; Amoebophryaceae
Source: the annotation of a GenBank genome assembly